AACGACGUCUACUAAACCCAAGCGCUACUAGCCUACUACCAAACGAGCGAUAUAGCACCGAUACUAGCAUCAAAACCAGUGAUCCUGAUCCGGGCCAGUCUGAUGGCCUGUGGAAUGUGCCGCCUUAAUGGCUCUUAAUCGUCGCAAGCUUGGCGGGUUCACAGCUAUGGGGUUGUAGCUAACCAAAUCUGCCCUCAAUGAUUCGUCACAAGCGAUCAUUAAGUAGAAGCGCUGCUGCACAGGGACAAUCCUUGUCGCUCUGGGCCGAUUACCAUUCGUAAGCGGUUAAACAGCCGUACAUUAGCCUAUAUAAGCUGUGGUGAGCUCAUCCAUCUCCACGCCAACUCUCUCUCCUUCCUUCGUUUCGACCUCUCCCAGGUCUGAGACAGAACAAUGAAGUACAACAAAAGCUUCACGGCCAUUGUAGCCGCCGCCCUGGUUCCAGGUUCGCUCGCUCAGACAUGGUGCGGAAAAAACUAUAUGGCAAAUCAGUCUGUGGUGCCCCCUGGCGGACAGUUUGUUUUGCCCGCCCAAAGUGUUGAACCCCUUCUGUCCUUCCGUUGUGCUCCUGUCUUCCGCCCAUACCUCGAGGAGGAUGCAAAGAGCGCAGCAUUUGUAGUUGAUACACCCAUUGUUUACGACUGGAUCGCCGGUGCUCAGUCCAUCACACUUCCCUCCAACUCCAGCUCUUCUAGCGCCUCUACUGGCCUAGGAAGCCUCAGUGUCACCAUCAAAGUGGGCUCCGUCCAUACCACCGCAAACGUCCCUCUGAACGCUACCGGCGUUCAAAUUCCCGUAGAUAUCAGCAAGCUUGAGGCUCAGAAGACUGCAUACAACGUCAGCUGCUCCGCUACAUACUCUGCCCCUUCGUCUUCGACAAAAUUCAAGACUAGCGCAUCCCUUUUGUAUCUCCCUGACACAACUACAUCCGUCACGAAGACUGACUUGCGCACUGGUGCACUUUGGGUGAGGCCUGCAAAUGGCACGGGUGGAGCAUUUGCGCCCUUCAUCCCUCAAGGAUUCUACAUAAAUUUUGACACGUAUCUGGCCAAAAAUUUGACCAUGAUCGAUCAGCUCAAAGCCGAUGGGUUCCUUCACCCAAUUCCUCCUUAUGACAACCUUACUAUUUCCAACAAUGCUGGCAUGUACAUCGUUUAUGAUAUGCGAUCGAACUACCAAAACUUGACCGCUGUCGCUCAACAAGUAAACACUUACGCUUCAAUUCCCAACCUAUUGAACUGGGAGACCGCGCACGAACCCGAUGGCAACUCUGACCCUCAAACUGCGGCGCGGGCGACAUACGACUUAAUAUACCAGAUGGACGGUUAUCACCCCAUCUCUAUUGUUCUGAAUUGCGAAGACUACAACUUCUCUCCUUACGUCACGGGCGCCGAUAUCGUUCUGGAGGAUGCUUACCCUAUCGGAAUUAACGCCACAUUCUCUCCUGUGUGGCACACCGAAUGCACACCGGACUUCGGUCACUGUGGUUGCGACAACUGCUCAGGCAACCUAUCCGAUAUCAAGACGCGUAUCCAGACCUACAAAGACAGACUCAACAUCUUGGGCUUUGACCGCACGAAGUCCGUUUGGACCACGCCCCAGGCCUUUGGCAGUGGCGCAUACUGGAACACCACUCCCACCGGGCAGCAAUGGGCAGCUAUGGAUUUCACUUCUUUCAGCCAUGGUGCUCUAGGUUCCAAGUCCUUCCAAUACCCGACUACAACCGGCAAUGUCGAGACAAUCGAAGGGACGGCAGGUAACCUCACUGUUCUCAUCAAAAACUUUGUUCAGCCCUUCAUGGUCGACCCGAACGCCACAUUUGUCAGCUAUGACUACCAAGGCGUGGAUGCGGGUGUCUGGCACAACGGCACUGCAUACUUGCUCCUCGUUUCCAACCUGGUCAAUGCGUCAGUCUACGUACCAUGGACGGCAAUUGGAUUGCCAGCUUCGACCACCAACGCAACGACGCAGGUACAGCGCAUAUUCUCCGUCUCGCAGAACACCAACCUCACUGGUCUGAACUUCCGACCUGGAGGCAUUGGUAUUUACACUGCGACGCCUUGAAAUGGUUAUAGAGUGAGGACUAAGGAAGUUGGAAAUCAAUGAUCCUAAUGACAUUCUAAUAUUGGCUUAUUCUUUCGAUUUUAGAUUACUGUUCAUGAUAAAUAUAUAACGACCAAUGUAUAUACGUCUACAAUUUUCAUGACAUUUUGUGGGGGCUUCCUCUGAAUGCACGAAGACGGAACUUGCCGCUAUUUGAGUUGAAUACCCGGGGAUGCCCGCUACAAUACAAACUAGUGAU
Messenger RNA from Suillus paluster, 2302 nucleotides. RefSeq lists its product as uncharacterized. Lineage: Eukaryota; Fungi; Basidiomycota; Agaricomycetes; Boletales; Suillaceae. The record is from RefSeq and is a predicted model, not a curated record. The coding region runs from base 394 to 2064 and encodes 556 amino acids. The transcript has 9 exons.